This is a messenger RNA of Etheostoma spectabile (orangethroat darter), 1508 nucleotides long. It is a transcript of the gene gsx1, whose product is annotated as GS homeobox 1. The record is from RefSeq and is a predicted model, not a curated record. Gene Ontology annotation, molecular function: DNA-binding transcription factor activity, RNA polymerase II-specific; sequence-specific double-stranded DNA binding. Gene Ontology annotation, biological process: regulation of DNA-templated transcription. The transcript is spliced from 2 exons. Bases 63 to 1022 code for a protein of 319 amino acids. Lineage: Eukaryota; Metazoa; Chordata; Actinopteri; Perciformes; Percidae. Gene Ontology annotation, cellular component: nucleus.
CGUGGGUGGGGCUGACAAGAAUAGACUACAUUAUGCAGUUCAUUUAGUUAACAACUGAAAUAAUGGGGAAGCGUGCAGUGGGAAUGCCGAGAGAAAGGCACAAAACCCUAUUGAGAGCUCUUGGCCGCUUACAGCGUAACCGUCACAUGGCCGGACCGAGUCCACGGCGGCUAUAUAAGGAGCGCCGCUGCGCCUUCAGCACCACUUCGCUGUCCACCGUCCCGACGAGAACACGCUCACACAACCACGCGCCGGCUUCAACUUCAACCACGCUGCCGAGCAACACGUUUGCAAAUAUGCCGAGGUCUUUUCUCGUGGAUUCCUUGAUUUUAAGGGAGGCCAACGACAAAGGGAACGAGAACAACCCACCUUUAUUCCCGUACGCAGUGCACUCGACGCACCACCCGCACGGACUGCCGGGCUCCUGCCACUCAAGGAAAGCCGGGCUGCUGUGCUUCUGUCCGCUGUGCAUGACCGCGUCCCAGCUCCACCCGUCCCCACCGACCCUGCCGCUCCUCAAGGCGUCUUUUUCGCCCUUCAGCUCCCAGUACUGUCACUCAGCUCUGUCGAGGCAACACUCUUCAUCCAACAGCCUCAGCCACGGACCGGGGAUAUACCAAGCUGCGUACUCGGUCCCAGACCCGCGACAGUUCCACUGCAUCUCCAUCGAAAGCAGCAACAGCAAACUUCAGAGCAGCAAGCGCAUGCGCACGGCCUUUACCAGCACACAACUUUUGGAGCUGGAGCGAGAGUUCACCUCCAACAUGUACCUCUCCAGACUGAGGCGCAUCGAGAUCGCCACAUACUUGAACUUGUCCGAGAAACAAGUGAAAAUCUGGUUCCAGAACCGCAGAGUGAAACACAAAAAGGAGGGCAAGAGCAGCGGCCAAAGGACUGGAUCACAUAACUGCAAAUGCUCGUCCCUGUCAACCGCGAGAUGCUCGGAGGAAGAGGAGGAUGACAUUCCUAUUUCUCCCUCCUCGUCCGAAAAGGAGGACGUGGACCUGUCCGUCUCCCCAUGAACUCUCACUGCCUCCCCUCUGAAAUAUUUUGGUCCUCGUGAUUUUAAAUACAGCCAAAUAAAGACUGUUCCACUUGUGUUCAGUCGCCUGUACAUAGAAAGAGAAUAUUUAAUCAGGGGAUUGCCCUGAAUUAUUGUAUAGCUGUAUACAUGUUGUACGUUUUGUAUGUAGUUUUUUUCUGAAAACGAUCCAUUUGUUGUUGCCAAUCCGAUGAGUAUGGCAUAUUUGUAAAGGCAAUCCCCCAAAAAACAAUAGCAACAUUGUUUAUUAGUAAUUUGGGGGAGACAGUAUUUUGUAUACAUGGUGACUGGUUAGAUUCAUUCUAUGUGGAUGGAACUGUGACUUCAAAUAUGAAAAGCUGGAGGGAAAAUCCCUCAAUGUCACAUUGCUGAGAUCACUCUGAAAUUAUAUCUUCAGUGUAAUUGAAAAAUAUUUAUUUAUUUAAAAAUGUUGAUACUUAAAUAAAAAUAUUUCUGAGCGGCAGAC